CCUGACGUCAUCAGCGCGCGCCGCACCCGGAAGAGACGUGGCAGCCGAGGGAUAAUCGGAGCGUUGUGAGCUGAAGAGAGCUGGGCGAGAGCUUGGCUGAACGCGGUCUGACCUUCCGCGCUUCGGACCGGCGCUCGCGCCCGUGAGGACCGGUGCCGCAGCCGAUUAGUAACACAGAGAGUGGGGGUCGACUAUGGGACUUUGCAAGUGCCCCAAGAGGAAGGUGACCAACCUAUUCUGCUUCGAACACCGGGUCAACGUCUGCGAGCACUGCCUGGUAGCCAAUCACGCCAAGUGCAUCGUCCAGUCCUACCUGCAGUGGCUCCAAGAUAGCGAUUACAACCCCAAUUGCCGCCUGUGUAACAUACCCCUGGCUGCUCGGGAGACAACCCGCCUCAUCUGUUAUGAUCUCUUCCACUGGGCCUGCCUCAAUGAGCGUGCUGCCCAGCUCCCCCGAAACACAGCACCUGCUGGCUACCAGUGCCCCAGCUGCAGUGGCCCCAUCUUCCCUCCAACCAACCUGGCUGGCCCUGUGGCCUCUGCGCUGAGAGAGAAGCUGGCCACGGUCAACUGGGCCCGGGCAGGACUGGGUCUUCCCCUGAUUGACGAGCUGGUGAGCCCAGAGCCUGAACCCCUCAACACGUCUGAGUUCUCUGACUGGUCCAGCUUUAAUGCCAGCGGUAGCCCCGAACAGGAGGAGACAGCCAGCACUUCUGCUGCCCCAGCCUUCUACAGCCAAGUCCCCCGGCCCCCUGCUUCCCCGAGCCGGCCUGAACAGCACACGGUGAUCCACAUGGGCAAUCCCGAGCCUCUGACUCACGCCUCAGCCCCAAGGAAGGUGUAUGACACGCGGGAUGAUGAGCGGGCACCAGGCCUCCACCGGGAUUGUGACGAUGACAAGUACCGGCGCCGGCCAGCCCUGGGGUGGCUGGCCCAGCUGCUCAGAUGUUCUUCCAACAUAUGAUGCCGACCAGCUCUCCCGUCUGCCACCUUCCCACGCUUAGCAUCUUCACACCCAUAGCCUCUACUCUGCCAGGAGUCCCAGGAGAAAGCUGGGAUUGGUGGCACAAAGCCUAUUUUACACACAGACCUGGGGCACAGAGAGGGAUUGUCUGCUCAAGUUUUCACAGACAGUAAGGGACUUGGUACUGAGACUAAGAUCCAGUUCUACCCAAGGCUGUGGAAUGGGCAAGAACAGAAGCCAAGAAAAGAAAAUUGUGAGACCUCCAGGACUGUCAACAAAAUAAGGCCGAAAACUGGCCCAAGAUGGUGUGGAGGGACGUGCAAUCUCCCAGGAACUAAAGUAGAAAAAGUUGAUUUUGAACUUGGCCAGCCCCAUUUCCUCCUGCCUGACUGCCCCAGAAGUCCGGUUCCAGGCCUGGCCAAGAUCUGAAAUCUCCUGCCUUUGGAAGGAGUAAGGUUAGAACCUGACCCCAUCAACCAUGGUUGCUGCCCAGUGUCAUUAAUCACAAAACCCUCAGGCCUCAUCUUAACACAUUGAAGGGGUGAUGCCUGUUCCCCCGCUGUGUUCACACUGUUGAAAUACUUGUUCACACUUUAGUUUUCAUUUGAAUACAGAUGAACUUUUUUUUUUUUUGGUUAGGUCUCCUACCUCAAUGCCAUUUUAAAAAGUUAUCCAAGUAGAGUAUGUUCUUGAGGAAGAUUUGCAUGAUACACAAGCAUACAGAGGAAUCUUCCUCCACACCCCUCCCCCCACAGAAGUAACCCCUUCAACAGUUUGGUGAGUGGGCAUCUUUGGAGUCCCUUGAUGUAACUUCAUACACCUGCAUGUAUGUAUCUACAUGCAUAAUUUUAAAAAAUCAUGCCACACAUAUUGUUAAAAUAUAAUUUUUUAAAAGUUAACAUGGGACUUCCCUGGUGGUCCAGUGACUAAGACUCCGUAUUCCCAAUGCAGGUGGCCUGGGUUCAGUCCCUGGUCAGGGAACUAGAUCCUACAUGCCACAGCUAAUACCAGGCACAACCAAAUAAAUAUUUUAAAAGUUAAAAAUAUACUUGAAUAAACACAACUAAGAUAUAUUAACUCUUCAGUGAAGGGGUUUCCGCCUCACUCAUGUGUAAUGCAUCAUGAAGAGCUAGGUAUUGAUAGGCAUUUAAAGAAGAGUGUUAGGACAUGAUUACUAGAUAUAAGAUUGGUUGAUGUCCUACAGGGCAAUAAAAAAUUUGAGGUUAUUUUUCCACUGGAUAUUUCCACUGGAGAUGUUUCACAUCUCUCCAACACUAUCUAAAUAGCAAGAUUAAAAACAAAUGUACACUUCUAUGGGUAAUUAAGGAAAUGGCAACCCACUCCAGUAUUCUUGCCUGGAAAAUCCGAUGGAUGGUGGAAACUGGUAGGCUACAGUCCAUGGGGUCACAAAGAGUCAGACACAACUGAGCAACUUCAUAUGGGUAAUUAAAUAGUCCUUGGGUGGGCUUGUGAAACAAUGCCCCAGUAUGAUAUUGGAAGGUCAUGCUACACUGUCUUUAUUCCAACUGUUGGAUAAUUUUUCAUAACAGUAUUCUGUGAUUUUUUAAGUUUAUAGAUUUCCUGGAGUAGAUCUAAAUCUUUAUACUUUUGUCUUCAUUUUUCUUAAGAUUAUAGCUUCUUAAGCUGAAAUCGUCAUAUAUAUAUAUAUAUAUUUAGACAGUCUCUGAAUAUCCCAUAGAUUUAGGGGUCAACAAACUUUCUGUGAAAAACAAGAUAUUAAAUGGUUUAGGUUU
Messenger RNA from Bubalus bubalis (water buffalo), 2718 nucleotides. It is a transcript of the gene ZFPL1, whose product is annotated as zinc finger protein like 1. The transcript has 8 exons. The record is from RefSeq and is a predicted model, not a curated record. Lineage: Eukaryota; Metazoa; Chordata; Mammalia; Artiodactyla; Bovidae. Gene Ontology annotation, cellular component: Golgi apparatus. Bases 194 to 964 code for a protein of 256 amino acids.